Caretta caretta (loggerhead turtle) is the source of this 1943-nucleotide messenger RNA. RefSeq names its product selenoprotein Pb-like. Gene Ontology annotation, biological process: selenium compound metabolic process. Gene Ontology annotation, cellular component: extracellular region. NCBI's taxonomy places the organism in Eukaryota, Metazoa, Chordata, Testudines, Cheloniidae. The record is from RefSeq and is a predicted model, not a curated record. Gene Ontology annotation, molecular function: selenium binding.
GUGAGGAGAUAAAAGGAGAGCUGGGGGCUGGAGGGGGUGCCUCGCCCGCCCGGGAGAGCACAGAGCACGGGACAGCGGCACUGGACACAGGCGAGAAGGUGGGGAAACUGAGGCACAACGGUAUUGUUACUGGCACCCUAAAGUUGCAACAGGCCGAGGAGGGGGUGGCUAGGAUGGGGCUCCCGACCCUAGCCCUGGCUACCCUGCUGGGGCUGGUGGCGGCCACGCUGGCAGAAGUGGCCGAGAACAAGACCCGGCUCUGCCAGCCGGCUCCACUGUGGGAGAUCAACGGGACGGCCCCGAUGGCAGGGGCGCUGGGGCAGGUGACGGUGGUGGCCCUGCUGAAGGCCAGCUGACAGUUCUGCCUGAAGCAAGCCAACAGUCUCGGGGGCUUGCGUGAGAAGCUGUCCCAGGACGGGCUGGCCAACAUCAGCUACAUGAUCGUGAACGAGAAGGCGCCGCUCUCCAGGGCCAUGUUCUGGGAGCUGAAGCGCCUGGCCCCAGAGGGGGUCCCCGUUUACCAGCAGGAGAUCUUGGAGCCGGAUGUCUGGCAGAUCCUGGACGGGGACAAGGACGACUUCUUCAUCUACGACCGGUGUGGCCGGCUGGCUUUCCACAUCCCGUUACCCUAUAGCUUCCUGCACUUCCGCUACGUGGAGUCGGCCGUGCGCUUCACCUACGCCAAGGAUGUCUGUGGCAACUGCUCCCUCUACUCCAACAGCACCCAGGAGGCAAACGGCACAGCAGAGGGACUCAAGAGUCUCAGCCAGCCUCCUGAGCUGGAAGAGAAGGAACAGGAGCUGGCCCCCCACGAGAGCAAAGCCCACCGCCCUCACCACCACAGAGCCAGCAGCAACAGCGAUCCCCAGGCCUCCUCCCCCACCCACAGCCACCACCAAGAGCCCCCCCGGGGGCAGCAGCCGGAGGUGCCAGCACCCAAGGAGGAGGAGGAAGGGGAUGUGGCAUAAAGGGGGUGCCGCGUGCUGUGGAAAUGCCACAAGCUCACCGCAUGGCAGGAUGGCCAGGUUCAUUCACCAGUGUGGGACUCUGUCUCCCACGCACAGAUACCCCCGCCUGCACAGCGCUCCCCAGUGGUGGUGAAUGGCAUAGCGCUGCCCAAACAAAACCUCGAGUGUAGCACAAGCCCCUUUGGCACCAGGUACGGCCCUGCUAGGCCCCCCACCCCCGAGGCCCAUCCGCGCCUUUCCGCGUCCUUCCCUCUGCAUCGCAGCUGCCCGCGGGGAAUAUCCCCCGCCCCCAACACAUGGAGGCACUGCAGUCUCCCACCUUGGGGCCGAUUCUGAUCCCUUCCUCCACAGAUCCCGCUUGUCCGCGCUCAAUGAAGCCCGUGGCGCAAACCGGGCUCCCCCGGUCACCACGGGCCGACGCUGCGCAGAAAAGCAUGUCAGGGGAGUGGGAGUCAGAACCGUCCUCUGCCAGCGGGCAAGGGGCUGUGGGCGGUAGGGCUCUGGUCCUAUAACCCCGAGCCCCAGUCCCGUCCCCGCACCUGGAUGCUGCUACCCACACUGCUCCUGAGAAGGCAGCCGCUGGGGGACGGCAUGGGGCCGGGGGAAGGUUUGCUGUGACGUGAUGAAUGGGGCAGGAGGGUGGGAUGGGACAGUGGGCCCUACCUGUCAGCCCUCCCUGCCCCUCCCCCUACUCUGCCCCUUCCCAAAGCUCUCCCAGCCCCAUACAUCUGCUGUCCCUAUUUUUCUCCCCACAAGUCCCAGCCCUCCAGCUUUGGCCCUUGCCUCUCACAAACCCAUCAGCCAGGGUGGCAUCCAGGGGCUGCUACAUGGGGGCAAUUCGGGGUCCCAGACAGCUCAGCUCCUCGAGCCAGGGGAGCCGACCCCCAGGGGCGAGGGGGUGUGAUGGGUCGGCUGGGGACAGGGGAAAGAGCUGUUGCGCAGAACAGCCGUGCAAAUAAACCUCUCUGGCGUGAA